AAGCACCGUGGCUGAAAAGUUCGGUUAAAAAAAAUGGAAAAACUAACUGUCUCUCCAACUUUAUCCGUGUAUCCGCUGGCAAGAUAAGGAACGAAAGCGAUGGACCCGCUUGUUUUCUCCCUGGAUCGAUUUUCUCUCUGACAAUGGUGUUGGGGGAAGGUAAAAUCCCGAUUUUCUCGGAGUUCCAUUGAAAGUAAAAUUUUUACUCAUGGAGAAAGGAGCGAGAAGAAGUCGGGAGUCAUGAGCACAGGUGUGAAGAAGCCUCCAUUAGCUCCUAAACCAAAGCUCCCCGUUCCAUCCAAACCACCCAUCGCCCCAAAACCAUGUCCUCUCUCCCAGUCCUCGUCGCUCUCCCAACCUUCUCCUUCUGCCCUUAAGAGGCCAAAGCCAGCUGUCGCUCCUAAACCCUGCCUGCGCAGAUCCACGGCCUCUUCUUCACCGCCUGUUUCGGCCCCGCCGCCAAAACCAGCCAAACCCCUCAGUCUCUCACAGGAGGAAACUUUGGAUGAGAACCUCUUUCAUCUCAACUCCAAGAAUGGGAUUUUAUCUGAGACGGGCAGACAUGAGUCUAAUUAUAUCAUUUCCACCUGCUCGUGCUCUGGUGGGGAGUUUUCAAAGUGUCAUGCCCAGGAAAAUGGUGACACGACUGAGUCUGCAGCAGAUUUUCACAAAGAGCUGCUGCAGAAUGGGGUUUCCACUGACAAAAACACACAAGAAGAAGAGGAGAACCAGAAGAAAGCACCAACUGUUUAUAAGGGUGCAGGGAUUAGCAAAAAGCCAAGGGAUAAACCUCAACGACAGAGACACCUUGAUAGGGGAUUAGUUAAUAAAGAGGCAGAGAGGACUGAGGAGCAGAGGGAGAGAAAAGGUGAGGAAAGUGUGGUUUCAGGGCUAAACGGUUCAGACGUGCUGACUGAGGCCCAAACGACAGGCUUAACAGAGCGUAUGUCAGCCUGUGAUGUUGCAGGCAACAUCCUGACAAGUAUCACUCCACCUGAGUCUUCUCAAAGUCAGCCUGAAGUAGAAGACAGCGAAUCCGUCAGCCAGACAUUUCCAAUCUGUUCCCAACCCGAUCUGCAAGUCCCUGCUGCUCCCAGUAAGCCUCUCCCAGUCCCUCACCCACGGAAGUUCAAAAAGCCAGUCCUGGUGAGGCAGGAUGGUGUGGAGGGUGGUGCUCAGGAUCAGGUGGUGCUAACGGAGGAACAGAAAAAUGAGCCUGAGCUGCAGCAAGCUGAGGACAAACUGAGUCUAGCUCGUCUGUCUCCCAGUACAGAGAAUGAGGAGUUCCAGCAGGACGACUCUGAAACUCGGAGAGACUCGUGUUUGGUAGAUUCAGAGACAGACGUUCCCGUUCCGCCUCUACGACAAACCUCCCUCUCUCCAAGCCUGCACAGAACUGCCCGCUGUUUGCUCAGCAAAAACACCUCCCACUCCUUAGACCUGCUCUCCCACCCUGACUCAGAGGGUCACAGUAAUGAGGCUCAGCAGGUGGAGGAGGAUGAGGAGGACGGGUACGGCGACUUUGAGCGGUACCCAAUCUCCCACAGCCUCCCUAAGCAGAUGAAACUGGGCUGUCACCCUCCGCUGGCCAACAGCCGGAAAGCCAUUUCUGCCGAGGAUCAGCGAUCACCGAGGGCUCCGCCGAGGAAACCUCAGAGACACAGCCUGCCAGCACCGUCGCUGUCCUCCAUCUGUCCUCCUGCGCCUCCUCAUGCAAGCACCCCUAUGAGAGAGCUGCCCCCACCUCCUCAGGAGAAAACUGCCUGGCGCUUCUCACGACCCUGCGUCACGUUUUUCAACCGUCGGAUUCCCACCAGGAGCAGCGUGCCGCUCAAAACCCGAGUGCCAGCGCUAGGGGGCAAGCAGAGGGCGCAGUCCUUCUCUGCAGCUGACCUGGCGACCCGGGCCAGCUGCUCCCAAAAGAGGAGCCUCUCUUUCCGCAAGCUGCUGGAGCUCCGACUGUCUGUGAAGAUGCUGCCAAAGCUGCUGGCCAAAGGGGGGCAAUCCCUGGACUGCACCAGCUUGGAGUCCAGUGGCGGGGACAAAAGCCUGGAGCGGCCUAGCAGCUGCAUUGAGGACACGGAUAUUCACAGGGAAGAUGUGGAGUAUGAGAACGUGCCGCUGUACGAGGAGAUCCCGGAGUAUAUGAACCUGCCAUUCCACAGCGCGAGGCCAGGCUGGCCACAUGACCCCGAGGGAGGCGAUGCAGACAUCUACGAGGUGCAGGACCCCUUUCACAGAUGCAGCGAGCACGACUACGAGAGCGACUGGCUGAAGGACGAUGUCCACUCUGAGGAGGAGGAGAUGCACAGUUCAGACGAAGAGGACAACAGCUCCACCUCCAGCAAGGAGCACCUGGACGAGGCAGACAGACAGCAGGAGGAUGAGAUCAAGAGGAAGAAGGUGGUGCACAUUGCCCAGGAAAUCAUGAGCUCAGAGAAAGUGUUUGUGGACGUCCUAAAGCUUCUACACAUAGACUUUCGGGAUGCUGUUGCCAAGGCAACGCGUCAGAACGGGAAGCCGGUAGUGGACGAGCGGAUCCUCAGUCAGAUUCUGUACUACCUGCCGCAGCUGUACCAACUAAACAAAGACCUGCUGAGAGAGCUGGAGGAGAGGGUGGCACACUGGAGCGACCAUCAGAGAUUGUCGGACAUUUUUGUCCAGAAAGGUCCGUAUCUAAAGAUGUAUUCCACCUACAUCCGCCAGUUUGACAACAACGUGGCUCUGUUGGACGAGCAGUGCAGGAAGAAUCCUGCAUUUGCAGCCGUCGUCCGAGAAUUUGAGAUGAGUCCGCGAUGUGCCAGCCUGGCUCUGAAACACUACCUUCUGAAACCAGUGCAGAGGAUCCCUCAGUACCAGCUGCUGCUCACAGAUUAUCUGAAAAACCUCCCUGAGGACUCUGAGGACUAUAAAGACACACAAACUGCACUCAGCGUUGUAAAGGAAGUAGCCAAUCAUGCUAAUGACAUCAUGAAACAAGGGGACAACUUUCAGAAGCUGAUGCAGAUUCAGUACAGUCUCAACGGCCAGCAUGAGAUCGUUCAGCCAGGCAGGGUGUUUCUGAAGGAGGGGACUCUGAUGAAGCUGUCCAGGAAAGUCAUGCAGCCACGAAUGUUUUUUCUGUUUAAUGAUGCACUCAUGUACACCACUCCGGUCCAGUCUGCCCAGUAUAAACUCAACAGUGUUCUAUCACUGGCUGGAAUGAAGGUGAGUAAGCCCAGCCAGGAGGCAUAUCAGAACGAGCUGAACAUCGAAAGUGUUGAGCGCUCCUUUAUCCUGUCUGCGAGCUCGGCUAAAGAGAGAGACGAGUGGCUGGAGGCCAUCGGCAAGGCCAUUGAAGACUACACGAAGAAGAAAAUAACUUUCAUAUCGAGCCGAAGUCAGGAAGAGGCAGAGGGUGUCAUUGACAGUGGUGCCCCUUUAGGUUCGAAAGCUCCCAUAUGGAUCCCAGACCUCAGGGCCACCAUGUGCAUGAUCUGCACCUGCGAGUUCACCCUCACAUGGAGGAGGCAUCACUGCCGGGCCUGUGGAAAGGUGGUUUGUCAGGCCUGCUCCACCAAUAAGUACUACCUGGAGUACUUGAAGAACCAACCAGCUCGCGUGUGCGACCACUGCUUCGCCAAGCUUCAGGAAAACACCAUUCUAGGUGACCGCUGUGCUUCAUCAUCAACAUCUCCGAUUAAAUCUGGAGCGUUUUCCUUCACUAGAAAACAGAAGAAGAUUCCUGCUGCACUAAAGGAGGUGUCCGCCAACACAGAAAACUCCUCCAUGAGCGGCUACUUACACAGGUCCAAAGGCAACAAGAAGCACUGGAAGAGGCUGUGGUUCGUCAUAAAGAAUAAAGUUCUGUACACCUAUGCUGCUAGCGAGGACGUGGCGGCGCUGGAGAGCCAACCCUUGCUGGGAUUCUUCCUGAGGGAGGAGAAGAACGGGCCGGCUCAGAAGCUGCAGUUCAAGCUGUACCACAAAAACACGCUGUUCUACAUCUUCAAGGCAGACGACAUUCCUACAGCACAGAGAUGGAUCGAAGCCUUCCAAGAGGCAAUGAUUCUGGAGCAGUAGUCCCUCCUAUUGCCAGCUGAUACACAUCGAGUGAUCAGCUCUAGAAGGAGCUCCCAUCGGACGGAUCAUGAACUGCACACAAAAACAUUUUAGGCAAACAACAGCUUUGCAAUGUGGACUCAGGUUGGGGUUCAGAGCGGGUCGCAGACGUGGGUUAACAGUCAAGUCCAGAAGCACGUGUGAGGAAGUACGACCAAACUGUGCAAAGGCUCUUCAAAGCCCUCGCAAAUCUUCAGAAGUCUAAAGUCUGGGAAUUGUAUUUAAAAAGCUUUGAGAUGAAGGAAUCACUUCUGUGUGAAGCAACAUACACUCACUGACAAAAAGAAAGCUGAGCACCCAGAUGGUGAAUGUUAAAUUAAAGCAAUGUCGUCCAGCUGUACUGAAAUAAUGAGACCACAUAGAAAACGGAGCUCAAUGAUGGUUCUGGCACUCCAUUGGACAUUGGUAUGAGAGGACAUAGAGCUGUGGGAUACUUGGAAACUGCAGAUGCCCAUCACAGUAAGUAUUAAAAAGGCUACAAACUGACUCAGGACUCACACAGAUGAAAGGUAUGUAAAAUCGACAUAAAAGAACAGGAGAAAACAUAUAAAAAUACUAUUAAUGUUAAAAUAGAAGACGUCAUUCUCAGGCCUCAUUGCUCUCAGUCCUUUUUCUCUCCUGUCGUACACCUAAAACAAGUUUCAACUUAACCUAUUAUAUUUAUAUCUAAUUAGAAACCGUUUAUGGACAGGAAGUGAGGUUGGAAAGGCCCUAUUGGUAUAUGUGCCAACUUGAAAGGGGUUGCAGAUUGUGUGGACGUGUUGAGAGUCUGCAGCUGUGUUAUUAUUGAAAAAUUCUCCCAAAAUAAUUAGUCUGUGUUUUCUAUCCACUAUAAAUGCCAUCUCAAUAAAUCAGAAUACAAUGGAAAGGCUCGUUUAUUUCAGUAAUUCAUUUCAAGAGUGAAACUUAAUUACAUAGUCAUAAAAUUUCAAUGUUCCAUUCUGUAAAUGUUUACAGUUAAAGCAAAUGAAAACCCAAAAGUCCAGCCCAAGUUCUCUCAGAUAAUCAGAAUCUUGCAUUUGACCAAUAAAAAAGUGUUUCCUAUACAAACAUUCUGACCAUGUUACGGUAAGAUGCCCAGCAGACAUUCAUUGGCACCCUUUAAAAGAAGAGUAAACACCAAAAGGUUAUUGCUAAAGAAGCUGGCUAUUUACAGAGUCUUGUAUCCAUUGAUGGAAAGUUGAGUGGAAGGAAAAAGUGUAAUAAAAAAAAGGUAAAUAAGCAAAAGGAUUGUGAGGCAAAGUUUAUACUAGAGUUUGGGGGAGAUUCACAAGACGUGCGCUGCAGCUGGAGUCAGUGCUUUAAAAGAUGUAUGCAGGACAAAGGCUCCAACUGUCACAUGUUAUGCUAUAAGGCACUACUGUACCAGAGAUAAUGUCAGAAAAGGCUUACCUGGGCAAAGGAGAAAAAUAACCAGGCUGUUGCUUAGCAGUUCAGAUGUUUCUUUUCAGAUGAAAGGAAUGUAGGCAGUGAUAAUACUGGGAGACAUGUCAUCUGCUGGUUCUGGUCCACUGUGUUUUAUCAAGUCAGUGCAGCUGUCUACCAGGACAUUUUAGAGCACUUCAUGUUCUGUCUCCUCACAAGACUCAUGGAGAUGAUUUUAUUUACCAACAGGACCUGGUACCUGCCCACACUGCCAAAGGUACCAACACCUGCUGUAAUAGCCAUGGUACCACUGUAUUGAUUGGCCAGCAAACUGGCCUAACUUGACCCACAUCUCAAAAAUCUUAACAAAAAGCCCCUUUGCAUGUAGAUGGAAUGUGCAAACAAAGCAGAAAGUUUCUGUUUUUCUACAUAUCCACCGACAGUCACUUUGAGCAUCCAGAGACCUGGUUGAUUUUGGAAAUAACCUGUUCAGCCCUCUGUACCGUUUUCCUGAAGGCAGAAAUUUGAGGAAGUGGUGACUUGGAUAAAAAGUUUGGGUGUUUGCACUGUGCUCAAAUAAAGGAAAAUGCAAGCCAUUAUGUUUUCGGUUGAUCAUCGGAUGCUCAGGCAACUGCCUGCUAACAUAUCAAUCCAUUUAUGGUGCUGCCUGCCCUCUGGUGGCCGUUCGAGACGCAGCAGCUUCUUGCAAACUGAAUCAUUUACACGCCCACCCAAAUUAUGUCCAAAUACACAUCUGGGUGCUACUCUAUUGUUAUUGUGUUGUUGUUUUACUUUGUCAGUUUGUGUAAGAAAAACCCAUUGCCUGCAGAGUAGUUAAAAAAAGCAGUUUUGCCUGAAUAAUCUAUGCAGAAUUUAAGGAACAAGUUGGGAUUUUACUGUGAAAAUCCAGCUUUAACACAAAGCUUUUAUGUUCAUCUUAGUGCUUAACAUAGUUUAGCACAAACACAAACAUUUUAUAAUCCUGGUGAUCAAACAGCAUCCUGGAUAAAACUGGAAAUAUCACAUUGUUUAUGUAGAUAUUUUUCCAAAUGUGUUUAUUUUUUUUAUUUGUUUUGCCUGUUUAUCUAAACCAGAAUGUUUAAAAGUUUUGCUGACCUUCUUCUUUUUUUGUUUUAAAAGCCAAGAGCUAAUAUUUAUAAACUAGGAACAUUUAUUGUCUGAAAAGCGCAGGCUGCCACUUAUUUUCAGAUUCAGAGUUUUUUAGAAAAGGAUCAAAAUCCUUAUUUUUGGUUCUAUAUUUGCACGUAAACACUGUGGGAAGAAUACAUGAAUUGUGUUUCUUUUAAGUGAAUGCUUAGAUGCAAAGAUUUUUAGAAGUGAGUAGUCUUAUUUUACAGACACUUUGGCUUUCAUUUCCCCUGCUGUUAAAAUAAAAAUGAAUUGUUUUUCAGAUUCAUUUGGCAUCCGUUUUUUUGUUUGGCAUGUCUCUUGCCAGGUCACCAACCAUUUCUAGUUUAAAAACAACAAUUUAUCACUUUUUUUUACAACAGAUUUCUGAUGACAAAUCUUUUUAUUUUGGUCAAAAUUUAUCUUUAGGUCUUUUUGGCUUGUGUUGUGUCAAUGAAAUGUGGUUGUUUAGUUAAAAAUGAAUAAAUCUGCUGCAGCCUGUUGUGAGAAUCAAGUUCUAAGGCGUUCCUCUGUGACUGUACUUUAACAUUUUGUAAACAGUUUGUCUCUUAUAAACAGCAUUUCUAAACUGUCAGGCAACAGUUUUUAAUAAAGUGUGUAUAAAAAUA
Messenger RNA from Girardinichthys multiradiatus, 7223 nucleotides. RefSeq names its product FYVE, RhoGEF and PH domain containing 6 (gene fgd6). The transcript is spliced from 21 exons. The record is from RefSeq and is a predicted model, not a curated record. Gene Ontology annotation, cellular component: cytoplasm. NCBI's taxonomy places the organism in Eukaryota, Metazoa, Chordata, Actinopteri, Cyprinodontiformes, Goodeidae. Gene Ontology annotation, molecular function: guanyl-nucleotide exchange factor activity; metal ion binding. The coding region runs from base 241 to 4062 and encodes 1273 amino acids.